CCUCAGCGGGCUUCCGUAGGUGACAGAAAACAACAUGGCUACUGUAGAUGUUGUAAGCGGAACACAUUGCUGGGGCAAAUAAGGUUUUUUUGGGUGAAAUAAGUGAAACCAGCAUAUCAGCUGCUGUCGGAGCAGGAGAAUUAACAAUGCCUCGAUACGCUCAACUAGUGAUGGGACCUGCCGGAAGUGGAAAGAGUACUUACUGUGCCACGAUGUUAGAGCAUUGUCAGGCCCUCAAUCGAUCUGUACAGGUGGUGAAUCUGGAUCCAGCUGCAGAACAUUUUGAAUAUCCUGUCAUGGCAGACAUACGAGAACUGAUUCACGUAGAUGACGUAAUGGAGGAUGACUCUCUGAGAUUCGGCCCCAAUGGAGGACUGAUCUUCUGUAUGGAGUACUUCGCCAACAACUUUGACUGGCUGGAGGAGAGUCUUGGUCAUGUGGAGGAUGACUACAUACUCUUUGAUUGCCCUGGUCAGAUCGAGUUGUACACACAUCUGCCUGUAAUGAAGCAGCUUGUGGAGCAAUUGCAGCAGUGGGAGUUUCGUGUGUGUGGAAUCUUCCUGGUUGACUCACAGUUCAUGGUCGAGAACUUCAAGUUUAUCUCUGGAGUUAUGGCUGCUUUGAGUGCUAUGGUGAUAUUAGAAAUCCCACAAAUCAACAUAAUGACCAAAAUGGAUCUACUCAGUCCAAAGGCUAAGAAAGAAAUAGAGAAGUAUCUGGACCCAGAUAUGUACUCAAUGAUGGAGGACAACUCUGUAUCUUUGAGAAGCAAGAAAUUUAAGAAACUAACCAAGGCCAUAUGUGGUUUGAUUGAUGAUUACAGCAUGGUUCGUUUCCUGCCCUUUGACCGCACUGAUGAAGAGGGUAUCAGCAUUGUCCUGCAGCACAUUGAUUUCUCCAUACAAUAUGGUGAAGAUCUGGAGUUUAAAGAGCCCAAGGAAAUCGAUGGGGAACCCAGUAACACAAAUUUUGACGAGUUCUUCCAAGACCGAGAUGAUUCUUGAGCAAGGACAGAGAUCACACUGUGUUUUGUGUUACUGUUAUUCUUGUCAUUAGUUGAAGGAUGCAACCAUAACCUGUGCAAUGCCGCAAUCUUAGCAGUUUCAUAAAAUGUGUGGUAAUCCAUUUUUUAGAAGUGCAUAUUUAUUUUUGCAAUAAAAAAAUAUGGAAA
This is a messenger RNA of Carassius auratus (goldfish), 1171 nucleotides long. RefSeq names its product GPN-loop GTPase 3 (gene gpn3). Gene Ontology annotation, molecular function: GTPase activity. The coding region runs from base 147 to 1004 and encodes 285 amino acids. The record is from RefSeq and is a predicted model, not a curated record. Lineage: Eukaryota; Metazoa; Chordata; Actinopteri; Cypriniformes; Cyprinidae. The transcript is spliced from 8 exons.